Zalophus californianus (California sea lion) is the source of this 755-nucleotide messenger RNA. Its product is annotated as histone H4. Lineage: Eukaryota; Metazoa; Chordata; Mammalia; Carnivora; Otariidae. Gene Ontology annotation, biological process: nucleosome assembly. The transcript has a single exon. The coding region runs from base 12 to 323 and encodes 103 amino acids. Gene Ontology annotation, molecular function: DNA binding; structural constituent of chromatin; protein heterodimerization activity. Gene Ontology annotation, cellular component: nucleosome. The record is from RefSeq and is a predicted model, not a curated record.
UGGUGUUUGCUAUGUCUGGCCGCGGCAAGGGCGGGAAGGGCCUGGGCAAGGGCGGCGCCAAGCGCCACCGCAAGGUGCUGCGCGACAACAUCCAGGGCAUCACCAAGCCCGCCAUCCGGCGGCUGGCCCGGCGCGGCGGCGUCAAGCGCAUCUCCGGCCUCAUCUACGAGGAGACCCGCGGGGUGCUCAAGGUGUUCCUGGAGAACGUGAUCCGGGACGCCGUCACCUACACGGAGCACGCCAAGCGCAAGACGGUCACGGCCAUGGACGUGGUCUACGCGCUCAAGCGCCAGGGCCGCACCCUCUACGGCUUCGGGGGCUGAGCAUUCCCAUCUCCCCACCGGAACGCUGCGAUUCUCAACCAAAGGCCCUUUUCAGGGCCACCUAUCUAGUCGCCAAAGAGUUGCUCACUUUUCUGUAGGUGCCGUCUUAUCCUGGUGUCGGUGUGGCUACUGUGUUUAUAAUUUGCAAGUUACAUUGUUUCUGUUGACUUGUUGGUCUGUUGUCAUAAUUAACUGCCCCCUACAUCCUCAAAUUUGAUGCCUUAUGCCCGUCGGUUUGUAGUGAGAGGUGCUAUGGGGGAGAUGGCGUGUUUGCUUCUCUCAACUGCGUUCCAUCCAGAACUUUUAAAGAUUCAGAGAAAUUUUAGUGUACUUGGGAUAGAUGUCCUUAUAAAGGUUUAUAUUUUAACGAGUGUCUGGACUUAGUGUCUCAGUCUUAGACUUAAUAAGUCACUUCCUUCCAGUCGCAGGGAG